Sphaeramia orbicularis (orbiculate cardinalfish) is the source of this 3630-nucleotide messenger RNA. RefSeq names its product sphingosine-1-phosphate receptor 2 (gene s1pr2). Lineage: Eukaryota; Metazoa; Chordata; Actinopteri; Kurtiformes; Apogonidae. Gene Ontology annotation, cellular component: membrane. The record is from RefSeq and is a predicted model, not a curated record. The transcript is spliced from 2 exons. Gene Ontology annotation, biological process: G protein-coupled receptor signaling pathway. Gene Ontology annotation, molecular function: sphingosine-1-phosphate receptor activity. The coding region runs from base 538 to 1653 and encodes 371 amino acids.
CGUGUGGCUGCGUAUUGUGUGCGCGCCUCGCUGACGCUCCACAGUUGUUCCCAGACCGCCAGGAGGACAAUCAGACGGACUGCUGGGAUUAGGGCGACUAAAGAGAAAGUGCAGUCUUGUCGAAAAUAAAACUCUGCCGAGAUUUUGCUCAAUGGAAUAGUCGCCCAAUCGGUUCCUUUCGCAUGGUUUUUGGCGUUGACGCACGGACCGGUAUGGAAUUAACAUCGACUAGACUAGACACGCCGUCUAGUCUUCCACCGAAGUUUUGACUGUCAUCUUUGCUUCUCGACCCCCGGUGCAGAGGAAAGCGCUGAACUUUGACGCAGCAUUGAAACCGGUAAACACAUGUGAGGACAUUUGGACACCAUUCUUUUGUCGGAGAGUCUUUUUUUGGUGCGCUUUAAUAUAUUUCUCAUGGGGUGACCCACACAGAGGACCUAAAACGUGACUGCGGCACACGCAGUCUCCACCCGGCUGGGGGCUUCUUCUCAUCUUGUGAUUAAUGGCUUAGACGUUUUGCUCAACUCCACUGUGUGAAUGAAUCUUUGCCGUAAAGCCACUGUGCUCUGCCACCCUGUCACCAUGAAGAGCAAGUAUUCCCUGUACUACAAUAAGAGUCUGAUCCAGUACUACUAUGCUGUUGCUAAGAACUUGACCAGCCAGGAGCUGGCUGAUCGUGUUGCACCAAAAAAAGGGCUCACCACCCUCAACAUUGUUAUUGUGGUCCUCUGUAUCAUCAUCAUCCUGGAGAAUCUGAUGGUCCUCACAGCAGUCUUCCGCAACAAGAAGUUCCACUCUGCUAUGUUCUUCUUCAUUGGAAACCUUGCAUUCUCUGACCUUUUGGCAGGUUCUGCCUACAUAGCUAACAUUUUUUUAUCAGGGCCAAAAACCUUUGAACUAGUACCUGUGCAGUGGUUCAUCCGGGAGGGCACAGCCUUUAUUGCACUGGCAGCUUCAGUCUUUAGUUUGCUGGCUAUAGCAAUAGAGCGCUACAUAGCCAUCACUAAGGUCAAGGUGUACGGCUCCACCAAAACCUGCCGCAUGUUCCUCCUAAUAGGAGCUUGCUGGGUCACCUCGAUCCUGCUUGGAGGACUUCCCAUCAUGGGCUGGAACUGCAUCAACAACCUCCCUGAAUGUUCAGCUGUAUUACCACUCUAUUCUAAGACAUACAUCCUCUGUGUAGUCACCAUUUUUAGCAUCAUACUACUUUCUAUUGUUAUCCUGUAUGUGAGGAUCUAUUUGAUUGUACGCUCCAGCCACCAGGAAGCCACCAACUCACAGGCUUACAAGCUUUUGAAAACAGUCACCAUAGUGCUGGGUGUCUUCAUCAUGUGCUGGCUGCCCGCUUUCACCAUUCUCCUCCUAGAUUCAUCCUGCAAGAUACAGUUCUGUCCAAUCCUCUCCAAAGCAGACAUCUUUUUUGGCUUUGCCACUCUGAACUCAGCACUUAAUCCUGUCAUUUACACGCUGCGCAGCAAAGACAUGAGGAAGGAGUUUCUGCGCUUGUUGUGCUGUUGGGGGGUGCUACAAAGUGGACGGCCCACUGACCGUUGCCUAGUCCCUUUAAAGAGCUCCAGCUCUCUGGAACACUGCACCAACAAACAUGAACACCAGACAACACCCAUUAUGCAGGAUUGUACCACAUGUGUUUAAUACGGUGCAAAGAUCAGAGUGCUUGUUUGUGUGUGUGUGUGUGUGUGUGUGUGUGUGUGUGUGUGUGUGACAAAAUGAGAUCAAAUACGGAGGGUGUCAUAAAGCAGAGAGAUGCUAAAGAAGAGGAGAGCAAAGGUUGGACAUUAAUGCCUGGUAAGGCUAAGACGCACCUGUCUCCGGAGGUUAAUUUUACAAUGCAGACUUUUACACAUUUCAAUCAAACUUGUGAGUCCACAAUCUGCAGUGAAAUGAUUCACCCUUGCAUGGGUGAUAAAACAGUUUUUCAAGAGGGAACAAACUUAGUGAUUCCAAAUUUUAGUUGAGAAUUUCAAGAAAUGUGAAAAAAAGCUUUUCUAUGGGUACUCUAUAUAGAGUUGCAAGCCAUUUUAAUGUAUAUGCCUGUCAACUUUUCGUUUUUUCUUUCUAAAAAAUGUAAACUCCUAUUUAAAAAGCCAAAAAUAGAAACAUAACAUGCAUAAUAUCAAUGUAAUGAUGGGUUGUUUUAGGCCUUUCAAGGUCUGCAAUGCAAAGAUUGCAAAGUUGCACUUUGUAAAUAUCCUAAGAGAUUGUUGCCCUUUGUAAGGUUUAAUACAUUACUGUACUUUGCUGAUAUAUGUAUACAUUAGGCCUACAUAUUCAUCAAACAUGCUUUACAGGGCUGGAGGCAGUGAUCAGCCAAGAGAAGCCAAAUUAAUAGAGUACUCCCUCAACAAAACCAGGGCUAUAUAUUACUUAUAUAACCUUGCUUAAAACUAUUUGAUUAACUACAACAUACUUACAUAAUCUGCUUACAUGUACUGCAUGAAAUUCUAACUCAUUUGUAAGCUCUGAUAUGUAUAAUAUAUUCCCAUUUCAGCUUUCAUCACUAACGCCCCUUCCCUCAUCUGUCCUCAUAGUCUGUCCCUGUUGCUUUUACUGUUGUCUUUUGUAUCUUAACAGUUUCCUUUGAGGAAGGCCUAAUCAGAAAGUACAUUUCCUUAAAUGAGUUGGCACUGAUGAAUUUUACUUAAAGACAGCUGUCCAGUAGCUUUGACUGAUGGCCCAGUAGCUCUGACAGUGUUGUUGUAUCAAUGUAACAGCAAUGUACUGUCUGGGUUUGUGCCUUCCUCUUAUACAAUGAGGCUGAAUGUAUGUAUGAAGUGUUUGGGGCAGGCGCCCCAUUGUUGACAGUAUUAUUGAUCAUCAUUUUGAUUUACCAAGUUAUUGACAAGCAGAAAGUGGGAUGCACAGGGUAGGUUACUCUCACUGUGAAGACUAAAAAAAAGCACCGUGACCAGGAUUUAGUUGUGAACAUCCUGGUUUAAUUUGCUAGCCAUAUGUCCUGUGCAAAUAAAGAUGUAAACAUGUAUCAUAUUUCCCCUAAAACCUCACACCUCUGUACAAAUGGGACAAGAUCCGGUUUCAAAGGCACAUGGGGAUCUGCCCUCCUGGGAGGUCAGUUUCAUCUUCAUUCUGACUAUCUAUGACAUGCAACUUCCUACAGCCAAAGGAAGUCCCCUUUUUCAUUGUCCGGUUCCUGUUGUUCGGGGUUACACUAACCUUCUUCCUGUGGACACCUAUUUAAAAACCCUUCAGUCCCUCAGUGUUUUCAUAUUGACAUUUAGAUGACCAAGUAGAAAUGGUGAAAAGCACUUUGGCAGCUUCAGUGAUGUUUGCUUUCCCACAUUUUCAGAUGGUUCAGAUGGAGAGGUAUUGUAAUCUGUGUACCUAUUUUUCAUUGUGUUGCUUGACUCUGUGUUGUUUUUUAUUCUAAAUAUAUGAAUUAUGAACUAUGUAUGUUUGUAAGUAUGUAUGUAUCUAUGUACAGUAUGUAUGAUUUGUGUUGUAUGAAAUGUCUUGUGUGCAAUAGCCUUGUGUGUCUAGUAGCACGCUGCCUUUGUCAAAUCGGUACAAUCUGAAACACUAAUGUAGGUACAUAAACAUUUUGUUAAUUACAUUCCUUUUUUUUUAUAAAAUAAACAAAAGACUGAAAUAAUA